Messenger RNA from Quercus lobata, 2448 nucleotides. RefSeq names its product exocyst complex component EXO70A1. Gene Ontology annotation, molecular function: phosphatidylinositol-4,5-bisphosphate binding. Gene Ontology annotation, biological process: exocytosis. Lineage: Eukaryota; Viridiplantae; Streptophyta; Magnoliopsida; Fagales; Fagaceae. Bases 172 to 2106 code for a protein of 644 amino acids. The record is from RefSeq and is a predicted model, not a curated record. Gene Ontology annotation, cellular component: exocyst. The transcript is spliced from 11 exons.
AAAAAAAAAAAAAAAACUGGAACCCAAAAAUACGCACAUUUCAAUUUUCAGUCUUAACAAAUUUUCGUCUUUGUUUCUUUUCACAUUUUCUCGAUGACCAAACAGAGAGGAAAGAAAAGAAAGUGAAGGAAAAUUGAGAAAACGGGAAAGAAGAAGGAGGAGGAAAAAACAAUGGGGAUUCCACAAGCAAUGGAGGCUCUGAGCGAGAGAGCUGCGGCCAUAAGAGAGUCGUUGCAGAAGAGUCAAACCAGCACCGAAAACAUGGUCGCCAUUCUCGGCUCCUUCGACCACCGCCUCUCUGCUCUCGAAACCGCCAUGCGUCCCACUCAGAUACGAACGCAUUCGAUUCGAAGAGCACAUGAGAAUAUUGAUAAGACAUUGAAGGCUGCAGAGGUUAUAUUGGCGAAAUUCGACCUCACGCGCAAGGCAGAGGCCAAAAUUCUAAGAGGGCCUCAUGAGGACCUUGAAAGCUACUUAGAAGCAAUUGAUCAGCUAAGAAGCAUUGUUAGUUUUUUCAGCAGCAACAAAAGUUUUAAGAGUAGUGGUGGCAUCCUUAACCACACCAAUAAUUUGCUUACAAAAGCUAUCUCAAAACUCGAAGAUGAGUUCAGGCAGCUUUUAACAAAUUACAGCAAGCCUGUGGAACCUGAUCGUCUUUUUGAUUGUCUUCCCAACUCUCUACGGCCAUCAUCAGCAGCAUCUAGCCAGCAAAGCGAUGUUAGUAGCAAGGGUCAUUCUGAGCACCAAAACAAAAGCUUGGAAAAUGCUGUUUAUACGCUUCCAACUCUCAUACCUCCCAGGGUUUUGCCACUGCUGCAUGAUUUAGCCCAGCAAAUGGUUAAAGCUGGCCAUCAACAACAGCUAUUUAGAAUUUACAGGGAUACUCGUGCUUCAGUUUUGGAGCAGUCUCUCAGAAAACUAGGUGUGGAAAGACUUACAAAAGAUGAUGUACAGAAAAUGCAGUGGGAGGUUUUGGAGGCUAAGAUUGGGAAUUGGAUACAUUACAUGCGGAUUGCUGUCAAGCUGCUCUUCGCUGGGGAAAAGAAUGUUUGUGAUCAAAUAUUUGAUGGUGUUGAUUCUCUCAGGGAUCAGUGUUUUGCUGAUGUCACUUCAAACAGUGUGUCUGUGUUGCUCAGUUUUGGGGAGGCUAUUGCUAAAAGCAAGAGAUCCCCAGAAAAAUUAUUUGUUCUCUUAGACAUGUAUGAGAUAAUGAGAGAACUUCAGUCAGAGAUGGAAACACUUUUUGGAAGUAAGUAUUGCAAUGAAAUGCGGGAAUCUUCAGUGAGUUUGACAAAGCGGUUAGCUCAGACAGCCCAGGAGACCUUUGGUGAUUUUGAAGAAGCAGUUGAAAAAGAUGCUACAAAAACUUCUGUUUUUGAUGGAACUGUCCACCCUUUGACUAGCUAUGUGAUAAAUUACGUAAAGUUUCUUUUCGACUACCAAUCAACGUUGAAGCAACUUUUUCAGGAGUUCGACAGUCGUAAUCCUGAAGCUCAGUUAGCAUCUGUAACUACGAGGAUUAUGCAGGCUCUCCAGAAUAAUCUGGAUGGGAAAUCCAAGCAGUAUAAAGAUUCUGCAUUGACACAAUUGUUUCUUAUGAACAACAUUCACUACAUUGUGAGAUCGGUUCGGAGAUCAGAGGCAAAGGAUUUGUUGGGGGAUGACUGGGUGCAGAUACACCGAAGGAUUGUUCAGCAGCACGCAAAUCAGUAUAAGAGGGUUUCUUGGGCAAAGAUUCUUCAGUGUCUCACCGUUCAGGCCUCUAAUUCAUCUGGUGGUGGUGGUCCAAUUGGAGGUGAUGGUAGUGGAAGUCAACUUUCUAGAGCAGGGGUGAAAGAUAGGUUCAAGACCUUCAAUGUCCAAUUUGAAGAAAUUCAUCAAAGGCAAUCUCAGUGGACAGUUCCUGACAGUGAAUUGCGCGAGUCUCUGAGGUUGGCUGUUGCUGAAGUCCUCUUGCCAGCUUACAGAUCUUUCCUUAGACGUCAUGGGCCUCAGAUCGAGUCUGGGAAGAACCCUCAGAAGUACAUCAGAUACACUCCUGAGGAUCUUGAACACAUGCUGGGUGAAUUUUUUGAGGGCAAGACCUGGAAUGAACAAAAGCGAUAAAUAAUCGAUAGGACAUAUUUUCUUAUCGAUUUAGUAGAAUUUAGAUAGAGUAGCCAGUGGUAUUCUUUUUAUGAGAUUAAAUAAUAUCUAAAUUCAUGUCCCUCUUAAGGCUUUUUUUUUUUGGUUCUGCGCCUUCUAGAGUUCUGCCAUUGGUUCCCCAAUUUGUUACAUUGAAGGGGAGCGUGCAUGUGUUUGUUACUGUGUAUGCCCAUGAAUGAAUUACUAGAGCUGUAGUCUGUAGAGUACAAUUGUAGUACUACUUAACAGUAUGGAUUUGAUAUAAUGGAAACAUAAGAGUUUAGACCCAUCCAAAUUUCACCUUCCUGAGAGAUUUUGUUUAGA